This is a messenger RNA of Lodderomyces margitis, 834 nucleotides long. RefSeq lists its product as uncharacterized. The transcript is spliced from 2 exons. Lineage: Eukaryota; Fungi; Ascomycota; Pichiomycetes; Serinales; Debaryomycetaceae. The coding region runs from base 1 to 834 and encodes 277 amino acids. Gene Ontology annotation, molecular function: S-adenosyl-L-methionine transmembrane transporter activity. The record is from RefSeq and is a predicted model, not a curated record. Gene Ontology annotation, cellular component: mitochondrial inner membrane.
AUGGUGCAGGCUUCCGAACCUACUUUCGUCGUAUCACUAAUUAGUGGUGCUUGUGCUGGAACAGCCACCGAUGUCGCAUUCUUCCCCAUUGACACCAUCAAAACUAGAUUACAAGCAAAGGGAGGGUUUUUUCGCAAUGGGGGCUACAAGGGAAUAUACCGGGGGCUUGGGUCGUGUGUAAUAGCGUCUGCACCAUCAGCGUCGUUAUUUUUUGUCACGUACGAUACGAUAAAACGAAAAUUGCAACCUUAUGUCUCUUCACCAGGCUAUCGUCACAUGGUCGCCGCAUCGGUAGGAGAAAUCAUGGCUUGUAUUGUGCGAGUGCCAGCAGAAGUCAUUAAACAACGAACACAGGCAAGUCACAUGGGAUUGACUUCUAGUUGGUCCAACUUUAAGCAUAUAUUAAUGAACAACAGCCAGCAAAAUGGCGUAAUUAGGGGGCUAUAUCGUGGCUGGAAUAGCACAAUAAUGAGGGAAAUCCCAUUCACCAUUAUCCAAUUCCCACUUUAUGAGUGGUUAAAGUCUAAAUCGUGGUCGACUAACAGUGGAGCCCGUUUGGAGCCUGCUUCUAUGGGUUUGAAAGGAGCGAUUUGUGGAAUGAUAGCUGGAGGAGUUGCAGCUGCACUCACUACACCAUUAGAUGUGAUCAAGACAAGAAUCAUGUUGAGCACCAACAGGAUCAACUUUGGCCAUAUGAUCUCCCAAUUAAUUCGUGAGGAAGGGUGGUCCAGUUUUUGGAAAGGUGUUGUACCGCGAACAUGUUGGAUCAGUUGUGGUGGAGCAAUUUUUUUGGGGUGUUACGAACUCGUCCGUGAUGAAUUGAUGCGAUUGUGA